This is a messenger RNA of Parnassius mnemosyne (clouded apollo), 840 nucleotides long. The record is from the annotation of a GenBank genome assembly. Lineage: Eukaryota; Metazoa; Arthropoda; Insecta; Lepidoptera; Papilionidae.
AUGUGCACGGAGACUUGGCGGGGCGCGGGCGUGACCCGCUCGCCCUCACACGAUUCAUUCACUACGGACUCCCUCUCCCUGUUUAGUGUGUCCUCCGCAGCCUCUGAUGCUCGGGUGCUACGGCUCCUAGCUUCUAAGGCUGGUCAAGGUCCCGAUCCAGCCAUUAGGGUUGCCAGUCCCAAUCCAGAUGGUAAGGCGUCUAAACGAUCGUCCGCGGCUCUACCGCUGUCCUCCGGGGAGAGUGGGGACGCGUGUCGCGAAGUCCUGGCGGGCUGUGCUGCUCUAUGCGCUCAGUUAGGGCUCCGCAGGUCCUUCAGCUCUGGGGACGUGUGCGCCCCACACAUGGCACCCCCGCCGCGGAGUGCUACGUCGGAAGUGGGGCUGUGUGCCGCACUGGAGGCUCUAACUUUAAACGCUGCCUCGCGCUCCUGCAGUACUUGGGUCGCAGUGGGUGGUUCCCAGUUGCCGUCUCCACAACGCGGGCACCCAUCACAUACUGGACCACGUCAACUACCCAGUGACAAUAAGAAGGUUCGUCAGAAUUAUAUAAAGAAACGCCUGCUCACCACAUACAGGGCCUUGGAGAGAAUGUCCCAGUCCGAAUUCAAUUUAGACAGGCUAGAGCAAGCGGCCGCGGCGUCCGCAGCGGGGCGGGGAGGGGGCGUGCCCGUGCUGCCUGCGCCGCGCGCGCACACGCGUCUGCUGCAUCCCGAAGCGGCGCACCUAGUCCUGACCGCCGCGGACUUGGAACGUGAACGCGGCCGCCCACUCUCCAAGUAUGAGAGGAACAUGAUGAUAUUCAACUGGCUCCACACCCUGGACGAGGGGGCGCCUUUCUAG